UUCCUCAUGCAGGGUGAAGCUUAAGAUAACCAUGAAGUUUAAACUGGUCGCAAUAUGGACAUGCUACUUUACCAUCUCUAACAUAAAUGGUUUGAACUUGAAUGUACCUGUAAACCAAGAUUUGUUAGUAAACUUGGCUCAAACUUUUCUUUCUAAACAAGAUCUGCUCACAUCUGCUCUUGAAGUAACAAGAUCGAGAAGAAAUGUAUAUGACAAAGAGUACAACAUUGAAAAUCUUGGUAUUAGUGUUGGUGUCAAGUUUGAAGAUCCUGAUAAACCAAGUAAUGGACUAAAUGCUGACAUUGAAAUCAAGGAUUUAACUAAGCUAAUUUCAAAUACAGAAAUAGGAUUCGUAAAACUUCGGGUCACGUUUAGGAAGAAAAAUUUUUCUGGAAAUAAUCUUUUAGAUCUCAUGGUUGAAUAUGAACUUCAUCACACCCAUGAGGAAUUUGGAUCUAUAGCUCUAAUAAUAUCUCAAAAUAACAAUCAGAUAUCAUCAAGAUUUUCUGUUCUCUCAACCAAGCAUUAUGGAAGAAGAUUUAUCCAACCAUUUGAAAUUAAACUUAACUCUACAGAUAACAAUCAAAUUGAAGGAAUAAUAUCAUAUUCACAUUAUCAAGGAGAAGAGUUUCCAAUUAAUAUUAGAAAAGAUGACGAUACGUUCCAGUUGUUGAUUAAAUCACCAGAGAAAAUAACCUUGUUUGAGUUCAGCUUUAAUCGGAAAAAGUCUGACCUGCAAAUAAAACUGGAUUUUUCUAUAUUAGGCUACGAGUAUUUUUCAGAUCUAAAUAUAGAAAACAGUGAAGAAGAAGUUCGAGCAUAUGGGUUGUUUAGAGUUCUUGGGGAUCAAGCAAACUUCAAAAUAGAAAUAGAUAAACUGUUACAAAAUAUAAAUCUAAGAGUUGCUCUUUUCGGAAAACCGUUGAAGAUAUUUAAAUUUCUGUUUAGAGAAAUACCUCACUUGCUGUUGAAAGAAUAUGAGACAAGUGCUUACGAAGUUCUGGUUUAUUAUCACCCUAAAACACCUCCUACAUCAUUGAGGUUGGGAUUUAAUAACCAGACCUUAUCAGGAGCAAGAAUAAGAAAUGAAAUAGAAAUACUCAUUUCUUUUCCUAACGGUCACAGGCAGGCAAUGUAUUUACCGAUAAAAUUACAAAGGGACAGUUUCGUCCCAGGAGAUGAUAAUGGACAUCUCCUGGGACACGCUUCUGAAUCUCUACGCGCAUUUGCAGAAUUUGAAGGAAUUAAACUUUUCGAAUCGCAUUCUGAGCUUACAGGGUUGAAUAAAAGAGAUUGUGAUUCAAAUGCUUGUAAAAUUGAAUACAAUCUCUCAGGAAACUUGCAUAGAGAUGCAUUAAGAGGACUAGAGUCAUUGGCAGAUGUAUUUAGAUAUAUUCCACUAAGCGAGUUUUCCUUCAAAAACAAAAUCGAUGUCUCACAUCGUCAGAUCAAAAAAUUGACCUGUGAAAUCCAAACAAGUCGGGUGAAGGAAAACUAUCAGAUGAUAGAGCUAGAAUGGCAAAAUAAGCACGACGAAGUAAAACUAGAAAUUGUUUGGAUGUCACCAAAAUUAAACACCUUAGAUGUUUCUAUUUCAAAAAGCCUUGACAAAAUGGAAAUUGUGUACAAGGAUGGGGAAAGAGAGAUAUUUUUAAACUGCAUGAAACCCCUUAUUCAAAAUAAUGGAAUAGUAAGUUAUGAAGUUAGGUUAACUAUGUUGAUGUUGAUGGGAGCUGGUCAAAUCAAUAUAAAUGAUCAACAAAUGGAAAUUUUCUGGACUGCAGAAGAAGGUAUAUUCUCAUAUCAUGAUUUUCAAUUCUUCAUUUCUAUCGAUGGAACUGAUGAUGGUUCUAUGAAUAUUAAUAUUGAAGGAAGCACUAAGACAUCUCAAGAUGAAUUAAGAUGUCCAUUUUUAAGCUGGAACACAUCCUUUACAUUUAAUCAAAACUAUGAGAACCCAUUACUGAUAAUUGACUCAACACAGCUUAUCAACCGAAGAAUAUUUGAGGAAAAAUGUCACGAUUCACCAAUCACUUCUUCUUUAGAAUUUAGUUUCUCAGGAAAUAGAAAUAACCCUUUUCAAAUUUCUCUUCAUACAGAGUUAAAAUCAGAAAUGUUCCCCUCUGCAGUAUUAAACUUAAAUACCAUCUCAUAUCCUAGAGGAGAUUCAUCCAAAGGUCAAAAAUAUUCUAGACCAGUCAAUGGAACCUUUUUUGAAAUAAGGAUUCCGUUGCCAGAGGAAACAUUUUUCAAAAUACUUACAGACUCCUUCUCUGGAAAAUAUCUAAGUAUUAGCACAAAUAUUAGAUUUUUCCCCUUCACCCAUUAUCGUUUUGAGUUACUUGAAAUUGAUGCUGAUGGUGAAUGGAGAAAUGUUGUUGAUGACAAUGUUAGAAUUGCUCGGUUCAAACUUAAAAGAGAAGAUUUUGGAUUAGAAGAGUUACUCGACAAUGAAAUAAGUUUAAUUAUACCUGUAGGUUUAGUUCACAUUGAAUGGGAAUGGUUGUCAAACUAUAAUUAUCUUAAAGUUUUAAGAAUCAAAGGAUCUCCAGGAUGGUUUUUGCAUACACCAUCUCCUGAACUUAAUGAACAGGCAGUGUUGGACAAUCCUCUAUUCAUAUUACAACUCCAUAAGCUGCCCAGAGAAGUGAGAAAGGCGUGGAAAAUGUUUAUGAAAGUUUAACAGCUUUGUAAAAGCACAUUGUACAUGAAUUAAUAAUUGUCUUAGUUAUUGUACGCGCGAUUUUUCUUCCAAGCAAAUAAACAGUAAUAAAUUUUAUUUCUAGA
This is a messenger RNA of Eurytemora carolleeae, 2787 nucleotides long. RefSeq lists its product as uncharacterized. The transcript has 3 exons. The coding region runs from base 32 to 2683 and encodes 883 amino acids. The record is from RefSeq and is a predicted model, not a curated record. Lineage: Eukaryota; Metazoa; Arthropoda; Copepoda; Calanoida; Temoridae.